Hyaena hyaena (striped hyena) is the source of this 3082-nucleotide messenger RNA. RefSeq names its product grainyhead like transcription factor 2 (gene GRHL2). NCBI's taxonomy places the organism in Eukaryota, Metazoa, Chordata, Mammalia, Carnivora, Hyaenidae. The record is from RefSeq and is a predicted model, not a curated record. Gene Ontology annotation, biological process: brain development; regulation of transcription by RNA polymerase II; neural tube development. The transcript has 16 exons. The coding region runs from base 397 to 2274 and encodes 625 amino acids. Gene Ontology annotation, molecular function: RNA polymerase II cis-regulatory region sequence-specific DNA binding; DNA-binding transcription activator activity, RNA polymerase II-specific. Gene Ontology annotation, cellular component: nucleus.
AGCCAAUCACCGCGCAGCUCGUCCCUCGGGCUUGUAUCCUUUAGUGAAAGAAUUCAGCUCCUUGCGAGAAAGUUACCUGUGGCCGCCCAAGUCCGCCACUUUCUGCUCUGUGGCUGCCCAUUGCCACGCUCCUGGAGGACUCCGCGCCGCCCGGCCGCCUCCGAGCUCGGGCCCCAUGUGAGGGCCCCCCCCUUAUCCCACCUUUCCGGCUAGGUGAGGGCGCGAGCGGGCGAGCGAGCGAGAGUGGUGAGGGGGGACGGAAAAGCAGAAUUACCUGUAGCUCUUGUUCUGCCAUCUCGGGCGCUCUCACACACCUUCACCUGCACAGACUUGAAAGUCCAGUUUCACCAGAGGCUGAGGCUCCAGGAAAAGGGGAGCGAGUUCAUUGGAUCAAACAUGUCACAAGAGUCGGACAAUACCAAACGACUGGUGGCCUUAGUGCCCAUGCCCAGUGACCCUCCGUUCAAUACCCGAAGAGCCUACACCAGUGAGGAUGAAGCCUGGAAGUCGUAUCUGGAGAACCCCCUGACGGCAGCCACCAAGGCGAUGAUGAGCAUUAAUGGCGACGAGGACAGUGCCGCUGCCUUGGGGCUGCUGUACGACUACUACAAGGUUCCUCGCGACAAGAGGCUGCUAUCUGUAAGCAAAGCAAGUGACAACCAAGAAGAGCAGGAUAAAAGAAACUGUCUUGGCACCAGUGAAGCCCAGAGUAAUUUGAGUGGAGGAGAAAACCGAGUGCAGGUCCUAAAGACUGUUCCAGUGAAUCUUUCUCUAAACCAAGACCACCUGGAGAAUUUGAAACGGGAACAGUACAGCACAAACAUCUCUGAGAGCCCGGCUAUCAUCCCGGUCUCGGGCAUCACGGUGGUGAAAGCUGAAGAUUUCACACCCGUGUUCAUGGCCCCACCCGUGCACUACCCCCGGGGAGAAGGUGAGGAGCAACGUGUGGUUAUCUUUGAACAGACUCCGUAUGGCAUGCCCUCCAUGGCCAGCCAUAGCACCUACCUCAAGGAUGACCAGCGCAGCACCCCUGACAGCACUUACAGCGAGAGCUUCAAGGAUGGAAACACAGAGAAAUUCCGGAGUGCUUCCGUUGGGGCUGAGGAAUACAUGUAUGACCAGGCAUCCAGUGGCACAUUUCAGUACACCCUGGAAGCCACCAAAUCUCUGCGUCAGAAGCAGGGGGAGGGCCCCAUGACCUACCUCAACAAGGGACAGUUCUAUGCCAUAACGCUCAGCGAGACUGGAGACAAUAAAUGCUUCCGACACCCAAUCAGCAAAGUUAGGAGCGUGGUAAUGGUGGUCUUCAGUGAAGACAAAAACCGAGAUGAGCAGCUGAAAUACUGGAAAUACUGGCACUCUCGGCAGCAUACGGCGAAGCAGAGGGUCCUUGACAUUGCUGAUUACAAGGAGAGCUUUAAUACGAUUGGAAACAUCGAGGAGAUUGCGUAUAACGCCGUUUCCUUCACCUGGGACGUGAAUGAAGAGGCAAAGAUUUUCAUCACUGUGAAUUGCCUGAGUACAGACUUCUCCUCCCAGAAAGGAGUGAAAGGACUUCCUUUGAUGAUUCAGAUUGAUACAUACAGUUAUAAUAAUCGUAGCAAUAAACCCAUUCAUAGAGCUUACUGCCAGAUCAAGGUCUUCUGUGACAAAGGAGCAGAAAGGAAAAUCCGAGAUGAAGAGAGGAAGCAGAACAGGAAGAAGGGGAAAGGCCAGGCCUCCCAAACCCAGUGCAACAACUCCUCUGAUGGGAAGUUGGCGGCAAUACCCUUACAGAAGAAGAGCGACAUCACCUACUUCAAAACCAUGCCCGAUCUACACUCGCAGCCGGUGCUCUUCAUACCCGAUGUUCACUUUGCAAACCUGCAGAGGACAGGACAGGUAUAUUACAACACGGAUGAUGAACGAGAAGGCAGCAGCGUCCUUGUCAAACGGAUGUUCAGGCCCAUGGAAGAGGAGUUUGGUCCAGCACCUUCUAAGCAGAUGAAAGAAGAAGGGAUGAAGCGAGUGCUUUUGUACGUGCGGAAGGAGACGGACGACGUGUUCGACGCUUUGAUGUUGAAAUCCCCGACGGUGAAGGGCCUGAUGGAAGCGAUAUCUGAGAAAUAUGGGUUGCCUGUGGAGAAGAUCGCAAAGCUUUACAAGAAAAGCAAAAAAGGCAUCCUGGUGAACAUGGACGACAACAUCAUUGAGCACUACUCGAACGAGGACACCUUCAUUCUCAACAUGGAGAGCAUGCUGGAAGGCUUCAAGAUCACACUCAUGGAAAUCUGAGCCCUGGUCCUGGCAUCCCCUCGGCAGGGGCCCUCAGCGCAUUCUUCCCCGGGAGAGAUGGAGGCCCCGGCCCAGAACCCGGAGACUCCCCCUCCCCCACCUCACAACUGCUGUUACAGACCGUGCCGGGAGCCGGGCGAGGCCCAGAGUCCCGUUCCUUGUUCCUAAUCAGUGUGUAUGGCCCACCGACCGGCUCCCGCUGGAGCGAAGCCCUGCGCCCCUCAGGAAGGCGUGCUGGGCCUGUCAGACACUUAUUUAUUGUCCACCUUUGUCUGGAGCGCAAGGUCCAGGCCCGCCGGGGCCCUGCAGGACACUGCCGGCCCCGGAUGAGACCGUCCAGAGCCCUCCCCUUUUAAGGGAAACACAGCCAAUCUGUUCGGCCCGGAGAGCCUGAGAACGCCUCACCUCUGCUGCUCCUGGGCGGCUGGUCGGAGCGAGCGCGCCGGCUGCAGCCGUCGGGGGGUCACAGGUGGACAGAAGCCUUCAGGCGUCUCCGGGGAAGGCCGUCCUGCUAAACACCUGCGGGGGUUUGUGGCGAGUGGCUGCCAGGCCUUGUACAGGAAGAUACUCAGCCACCAUGUAAUUAGUAACCCGGAAGGCUCGCCUGGCUGUCAUGUACAUAGUGUUUAUAAUAUGGCAAUAAUAUAUUUUACCUGUGGUUCGCGGGCACGUUUAUUGCCGCUGGCCUAGGGGAGCCGCGCAGCUGAGACUCCGCUUUCUGUGAGAGCUUUGCCGCGGACACGCCGGGACAAGGGGAGUGGCCUUUGGGCUGGCAGGUGACCGCAGGGGUGCCAGCCGUCACGCUUGU